CGCUGGACCUGGGUAGCCAGGCACCCUAUCCCUAUCUCCUCUUAUAAACCCCGGGCCCUAUCCACCUUGGGAUUAGCCCUCUCCCCUUAUUCUAUCUUGUCCCCUCUCUCACCCUCCUCUUUCCUCCAGCCACUACCAAUAAUUAUCUAUUUCUUUUCCACGUCCUACUAUUCCUCACCUCCAGUCGUUCUCUCUCUCUCCACACAACCCACUUCACUGAAGUUCAACUUCAUUCCGCCAUCUUUUAACGCCUGAAAUACACGGAGCUCGGGAGCCCACAUUGAUUCCACUCGUAACUCCACCUCGGUUACGAAAUAUAACCACCCAGAACAGGAAUCCUCCUUCUGAAUACGAACUUCCACGAUCAACAAACUUCCGUCCACAAACAACGAGAAACAAGGCAGAAUAGAACAGAUCAAGAGAGACUAUAGCGAGCAAGGAGCCCAGCACCGCACGAGACGUUAUCUCAGACCUCGACAGGAACCUGGUCGUGCGACAUUUAUCCAUCCCUUCCUCGGCCGCGCCACUCGACAGAGCCUCCAAUUCCGUCCUACCCCAAGUUACCUCACCCAAAAGUUGUCAUCAUGCCUGGGAUCUUCGAACGCAUCCAGUCCAGGAUCGAGUUGUUUCGCCUCGAGCGGCGCUAUACCCGUCACCGCGACAGACGAUCCACCUUCGUCUCCAACGCGAUCUACGUUGACGGCGAGUACAUCUACCAGACCCCCAACACCACAGGUUCCUCGAACAACAGCAGUGGUUCGUCCUCCGACUUCCAGAGCCCUACCAUCGAGAGCCCACCAUCUCCAUCCGCCAUGACUCCCUCUCCGUCGGCAGCCAUGUCCAGCAAGGAACGCAAGAAGAUGCACAGGUUCAGCUCCAUGCCCGGGUUUGGCUCCUCUGCCAACAGGGCAACGGCGACUCCUUCUGCCGACUGGAGGGCACAGAGGGCGAGCUUCGAUGGCGCAAGGUAGUCGGCUGAACUGGCCACUGUCUUGGACAUUCUAUACACACACACGCACACACGCAUAUACCUGCGGCAUUUUCAUCCAUCGUCACGAGAAAGAACAGCAUCUUGAUCCAACAACUUCAAUUUGUCUUUGCAUUGCUGUGGAGUUAUGGGCGACCGGGCUCACAGAUGAUGAACGCUGAUCCCCACGCGGGCUAGACAUGCCUUAGCCAUGCCGGGAAUGGAUCGACAGGGACGAGAGCUUCCCACGAGAGCAGUCCGCAUCCUAUGAUCACAUGCCUUUGCAUCUUUCACGACCUUGCAUUACGGGUGCAAAAGAACGGUUGUCAGGUGUCGCCUGACGGCGAUAUCAGAGGAGGAGGAGAAAUGCGAAUAGAGAGCAUUAGAGAAGGAAAAGAGGCGGCUAAAGGUGGUCGAGUUCUCCUGAGUCUUGGCGUUCUGUACUAUUGUGUUUGUAAUUUGGCUAGCCUGCACGACUGGUUUCGAUGGCCAGCAGUUUUAGAUGAUCCUGCAUGACCUACUGUAUAUAGUUUCGUUCUUGUCUUCUUUUGUUCCCACGAGAGCAUCCGCUUACACGGUGUCACCAGACAUUUUUUUUUCUCGGAAUCAACAAAGAUUAUUUCUACCUAG
Molecule: messenger RNA, 1597 nt
Organism: Cryphonectria parasitica EP155
Lineage: Eukaryota; Fungi; Ascomycota; Sordariomycetes; Diaporthales; Cryphonectriaceae
Exons: 1
Coding region: 585-971 (128 amino acids)
Source: RefSeq, a predicted model, not a curated record